GCAAACAGAGAAUAAGACGAAGCUGAUUGGCGGGACGAGUAAAAUAAGUCUUAAUGGCGGAGCCUUGUGCUAUCGGAAGUGUAGUAAUGUGCUCUGUUUUCUGUGUCAGUAACUGGUGAAUACAUUUGAAUUGUGUGUUUUAUGUGUCAGUACAGGCUCUAAAUGGCCACGUUAGUUCUGGACAACGGAGCCUAUACGGCGAAAAUAGGAUACAGUCACGAGAAAGUCAGCGUCAUCCCAAACUGCCAGUUUCGCUCCAAGACGUCCAGAUUAAAAACCUUCACAGCCAAUCAGCUUGAUGAGAUCAAAGACCCGUCGGGUCUCUUUUACAUCCUCCCCUUCCAGAAGGGUUAUCUCGUCAACUGGGACGUCCAGAGGAAAGUGUGGGAUCAUCUGUUUGGAAAGGAGAUGUUUAAGGUGGAGUUCGCAGACACCAGCGUCAUCAUCACCGAGCCGUACUUCAACUUCACCUCCAUUCAGGAGUCGAUGAAUGAGAUCCUGUUCGAGGAGUACCAGUUCCAGUCGGCUCUCAGAAUAAACGCGGGUUCUCUCAGCGCUCAUCACUACUUCCACUCUAAACCCUCGGUGCUCUGCUGUUUGGUGGUGGACAGUGGCUUCUCCUUCACCCACAUCGCCCCCUACUGCCGCAGCAAGAAAAUGAAGGAGGGCAUCCGCAGGAUCAAUGUAGGAGGGAAGCUACUGACCAAUCACCUGAAGGAAAUCAUUUCAUAUCGCCAGUUACACGUCAUGGAUGAAACUCAUGUGAUCAACCAAGUGAAAGAAGACGUCUGCUACGUCUCCCAGCAGUUUUACAGCGACAUGGAAAUGGCACAGAUGAAGGGGGACGAAAACACUGCGAUGAGGGAUUAUGUUCUCCCAGAUUUCAGCUCCAUCAAAAAAGGCUUCUGCAAGCCACGAGAGGAGAUGGUCUUCAGUGGAAAGUACAAGACCGGAGAGCAGAUCCUGAGGUUGGCCAACGAGCGCUUUGCUGUUCCUGAGAUGCUCUUCCACCCGUCGGACAUCGGCAUCCAGGAGAUGGGCAUCCCAGAGGCCAUCGUGCACUCCAUCCAGUCCCUGCCAGAAGACAUGCAGCCACACUUCUACCAGAACAUCGUCCUGACUGGAGGAAACACUUUGUUUCCAGGCUUCAGAGAGCGGCUGGAGGCAGAGCUGCGCUCCCUCGCCCCCGCCCACCUCCCUGUGUCAGUCCUACUACCUGCAAAUCCGAUCUGUUAUUCAUGGGAAGGAGGGAAGCUGCUGGCCCACAAUCCGGACUACGACGAGAUCGUGGUGACCCGAGAGGACUACGAAGAGAACGGACAUUGUGUUUGUGAAGAAAAGUUUGAUAUUUGAGGUCUCUGCUGCAGACUCUUCUGCUUCGUCACGGACGUGAAAACAAACCUGCAUCUGCGAGAUGAGAGUCGGACGACCUGCCAGCUGAUGUUUAUGUCGCAGCUCUGAUUCACUUGGUGACGCUGCAAAGUGCAUUCAGACACGAGAGAAAUGAAAUGUUUUUCUCCAGCAGUUACGUUUUAUUUCAGUGUUAGAUUUUUAUACACGUGUCUGCGCUGAUUGUUCUUCUGACCUUUUUGUCAGAAGAAGAAGGUGCUGGAGCCAGCAGACGUUGUGGCCUCGAGCACUUCUGAAAUGACAUUUUAAGACAAAAAUGCUGGUAAUACUUGAGCAUUAACAUUUAAAUAAGAGCUGUCUCGUGUCUCUCCCGGUUUGUAAUCUUUGUUUUUGGCCACAUGCCAUUUAAAUCUGCCUUUACAAGA
Siniperca chuatsi (mandarin fish) is the source of this 1775-nucleotide messenger RNA. RefSeq names its product actin related protein 6 (gene actr6). The record is from RefSeq and is a predicted model, not a curated record. NCBI's taxonomy places the organism in Eukaryota, Metazoa, Chordata, Actinopteri, Centrarchiformes, Sinipercidae. The coding region runs from base 163 to 1353 and encodes 396 amino acids. Gene Ontology annotation, cellular component: Swr1 complex. The transcript has 11 exons. Gene Ontology annotation, molecular function: nucleosome binding.